AUGUCUCAAGCAGCUCGCGAUUCGUGUAAAGAUGAUGGACGAUUGGAUUAUUAUUCUCAGAUUUCACCGGAAUAUCAGUUCGAAAGGCCAGCAAUUGAUUGUUUAUUAGACCAUAUAUGGAGUCAAGAAGCUCGAAAACCGGCGAUCGAUAAACUAAUUGAAGAAUAUUUAGAAAGAAUCGGUAGUCCACUAAUAUACUACCCUUCUGCGAACAUCGCACCACUGAUAACUAUGGAAAGAGAAAACGAAACAAAAAAGCAUUCACGUUCAUCUACUCAACAGACGCAAACUCCGAGUCGAGCAAUUCAACAUUAUCAAUCAGCUCCAUCGUUCUAUCAUACACCGGUCACAUCCGGCAACGAUGCAACUCAUUGUUGUCAGAAGAAUUAUGAAUUUCAACAGACAGCUUCAACACCUUUACUUCGUACACCAUUUUCUACCCGAUCGCAUCGUUCCUCAUCGAUGGCGAUUGAUGGGUUUGCAAAUACACCUUGUAGUCGACUAUCGAUUUCAUCCAAUCAAGACACACCUAUUACGGAUCGUUGUGUUGCUAAUGGAAACAGUAGUAAAGAUAAUCGACUGAAACGAGCUGCUGUUCACGAACGUCGGCAAGCCACUCGACAUUUCGGAAAAGUUCAACCUGGUUUAAUAUGGACAUCACCUUUACCUAUUCGAGCACGAACAUUCUCCAUGCGGCCGCCAUCCUUAUCAUGCAAGAUUUUUCUUGGUGGUAUUCCGCACGAUUUGAACCUGCGAGAUUUGCAAGAACGCUUAGAGAGUUUUGGCUCCGUUCGGUUAGAAUGGCCGAAUAUGGACAAUAUACCAAUACAUAGACAUUCACCGAAUACCAUGGCUGGUUUUGUGUAUGCGGUUUACGAAAAUGAAGAAUCAGUUCAUCGGAUUUUGCAUGCUUGUUCAACGAAAACAGAUCGAACGUUGGAUGAUGGUCGAUGCGAAUAUUACCUCGAUGUGAUCAGUCAAAGAACAGGCUUUCGUCGAAAGAACAUCCAAAUCAUUCCUUGGUUUGUGGAAGAUUCUCAAUGGUUAACAGAAGAAGAUACUACAUCAAACGCUUGUUACGGAACUUGGGAACAACGACUGGGUUCCACAGAAUGUAUCAAUCGAACUGUUUUUGUCGGUGCUCUACAUGGUAUGAUGACUGCAUACGCUUUAGCUCGAAUUUGUCAGGAGCUAUUCGGAGAUGUGGAAUAUGCUGCCAUAGACACUGAUAGAAACAAAUAUCCAAUAGGCUCUGGUCGUGUUGUAUUUGUAAACAAUCAUAGUUAUUAUGCUGCGGUCACUGCGAAUUAUUUAAUGAUUGAAUGCGAUAAAUUUUGUAAAGUGAUACAAAUUGAUCCUUAUCUCUCGGACAGUGUUUCAUGCGCUGGCGUGGAUGGCGAGUGGUGCCCAAACGUGGGACAGUUCUUUUGUCGUUCAUUGAAAUGCAUGAAAUAUUACUGUGCAACAUGCUGGGAUUCAAAUCCUAACCAUCAAGUAACAUCAGCGAUGACUAAUAAUACCGAAUGUGAACCUCCGGCUAUGAUUCAUAAACCAUUGAUGCGCAACGCUAGAAAUUCCUAA
This is a messenger RNA of Adineta ricciae, 1581 nucleotides long. The record is from the annotation of a GenBank genome assembly. NCBI's taxonomy places the organism in Eukaryota, Metazoa, Rotifera, Eurotatoria, Adinetida, Adinetidae.